Molecule: messenger RNA, 495 nt
Organism: Bipolaris oryzae ATCC 44560
Lineage: Eukaryota; Fungi; Ascomycota; Dothideomycetes; Pleosporales; Pleosporaceae
Exons: 3
Coding region: 1-495 (164 amino acids)
Source: RefSeq, a predicted model, not a curated record
AUGUUGACGUUUUUCGCACCACUCUUGCUCCUCGCACAAAGCGCUGCCGCUGCACCUGUUGAGGACGUCGUCAGAGCAGCAGCGACGGUAGGCAAGAUCCGCGGCGUGCGCGAUCCGAUUUACCAUCUUUACCUGCAAGCCAGCCCAAAGAACUCGUCGAAACCAGUUCUCGGACCCGAAUCCGCAGCUGAAGAAUUUACUAUCGGGGGAACGAUCCAAUCCAAGAAAACAAAUCAGUUCCUGAACAUCGCUACUGCAUCGACGAGUUACAAGCCGCUGGUUUGGGGUGCGAAGGGUGACACGACGGCGUGGGGGCUCGAGGGUGAUACGAUUAUUACGACGCAGGGGAGUAGCUAUGGGCGACAACUGAAUUUCCUGGUCUGCAAUUCCGCGGAUGCUGGGUACUACGAUUUGUUUUUGCAGACGGGGAGCGAUGCACCGAGUGGGAAAACGUGCAGUAACUAUCAGACUAUUCAUCUGCCGUGUUUGUGCUAG